Messenger RNA from Echinococcus granulosus, 1389 nucleotides. RefSeq names its product Homer protein. Gene Ontology annotation, cellular component: cytoplasm; dendrite; plasma membrane. The transcript is spliced from 8 exons. The record is from RefSeq and is a predicted model, not a curated record. Lineage: Eukaryota; Metazoa; Platyhelminthes; Cestoda; Cyclophyllidea; Taeniidae. Gene Ontology annotation, molecular function: G protein-coupled glutamate receptor binding. Gene Ontology annotation, biological process: regulation of store-operated calcium entry; G protein-coupled glutamate receptor signaling pathway. The coding region runs from base 1 to 1389 and encodes 462 amino acids.
AUGGGCCCCGCUCUUCAAAUAGUUGUGGAGAUGGGAGAACAACCUAUCUUCACCUGCCAAGCCCAUGUAUUCACAAUCAAUCCCUCGACCCGAAGGUCAUGGGUUCAGGCGAGCUCUAAGGCGAUCGAUAUCAACAUCUUUUUCGAUUCCAGCAAGCAGUGCUAUCGUAUUGUUAGUGUUGAAGAUGGACCAACCGGUAUGAAGGUGGUCAUUAAUAGCACUAUUACACCGAAGAUGGUGUUCAAACAAACGUCACAGAAAUUCGGUCAAUGGGCGGAUCCGAAAUCCUCGGGGGUUUUCGGACUCGGCUUUGAUUCUGAAGUUGAUCUCAGCAAGUUUGUUGCACAGUUCCGACAAUGUGUUGAAAAUACGAAGCAGACGAAUGGCGAAUCAGUCGGUCAGGCAGCGACGAAAAAAGGUGAAUCGCACUCCUCUCCCCUCAGGAAUGGUCAUCCCGUCCUCCCGGAAGCAUUAGCGGUGGGUGAGCGCAGUACCCUGCCCCUUGCCGCGUCGCCGAACCCAACUCUGUUGAACACCUUCCACUCCGGCAUCGGCUCUCUUCCAGGCGUGUCCACAGCCAUGACUACAGUUGGUGAAUCCGCCUCUGUCGGUGGUGAUAGUCAGCAACUCAUACAUCAGCAGUACUACCAGGAACGCAUCCAACGACUGGAACGUGAACUUGAAGCUGUCCGUCGACAGGCCUCCAAACACAUUGAUAGUGAGAGCGAGGGCACGGGCACAGUAUGCGAAUUUUUCAGUGUAAUUUUUGGACCACGCUACGUCUCGCCUCACGGCCUCACAUCGGCCUGUGUCGAUACGAUUGUGGGACUUCACUCCCACGAGGGUCUUUCGUGUGACUCAUAUUGUCUCCGGGUUUUGGCCGUACGAUGCCGUGUUGUUGUAAUUGCCCUACUCCUCGCCUCCGCAGACUGCGGCGAUGAGUCAGCGCUCCGCUUGCCCAAUCAUCGUACUUGUCCCCCGUCCACAUCCCACUGUCUUUCCCUCGUCAAGCAUCCCGCCCUUCUGCAGUUGUCCGUCAGUCCCAGUUCCCCGGUGAAGACCAUCUCCGACGGCGUGGACCUACGCGAUGGACUAGAGCGCGUACACCUGGUGUCCUCAGACGGUGGGAGCGGUGCCAGUGGGACUAUCACGGGAGCUAGGGGAGGUGCCUCCCUGGCGCACAAGGCGCCCAUCCUCCUCGCUGGCGUUGGUGGUGGAGGCGACACCGUGGAGCAGCAGCUAGUGGGGAGCGAGGGCGGCAACCCGCCAGACAGCGCGGUCGCGCUGCUCAAGUUACACAAUCGGCUGGGGCGAAUUCUGCAGGAGGCCUGCGAUCUGCACAAGCAGAUUGGCCACCUCCUAGCGACUGUGGCCAAUCAAUCCGUCUGA